UUUGAUCUCGCGUCCCUGUCGACCUCGACGAUCUUGAAAUAUUUGCAAACAUAUAACCUGGCUCCAGCGGUCCAGCCUUCACCAUUGUCCGCGCAACAUCCUAGCUCGCCAACCACUGCCCUCUUGAAGCCUCCGGGAAGUCAAAGUCGUUCAAGAGCUCAAGGCCAAGGGAAAUACUGGGAAGACGACAUGAGGAAGAGCGUAGGCCCUAACGGCAUAACUGCAAAUGGCCAAUAUCAUAAUAAUUCCGCACUCGGUCUAUCGUCCACUUCUCUAGGUCCUCCCGUUGCAAAUGACACCACGGCCUUGUAUGACAUUGAGGAAGCGAGAAUGGCACUUAUCCGAAUAGCCCAGGCCCACUGGGAUUCAAAUAAUCUAGGAUAUGGACCAACAUAUACAAGCACUCCGGCCAGGAUAAACGAACGAGAA
Acaulospora colombiana is the source of this 429-nucleotide messenger RNA. Lineage: Eukaryota; Fungi; Glomeromycota; Glomeromycetes; Diversisporales; Acaulosporaceae. The record is from the annotation of a GenBank genome assembly.